This is a messenger RNA of Symbiodinium natans, 1950 nucleotides long. The record is from the annotation of a GenBank genome assembly. Lineage: Eukaryota; Dinophyceae; Suessiales; Symbiodiniaceae.
AUGGAGUCAUCGCGAAGUAGCGUCGUUCUUGAUGUGCAAAGAUUUGUUCACACGCCCGUUCUUGCUUUGAAAAUCCAGGAGGAGUGCCCCACGGCCUCCCGAUCCACUUCGCCCGAGCCAGGCUCCCCACGGAUGGAAGUUUGCCGGGUCAGCUCGGCCAAACGCCUAGGUGAUGAUGUUGUGCAUCUUGAGGAGCGCACAGCAAACACCCAGAGCGGUGUGGAGGCCUUUCCGGACUUCCCCCAGGAGUUCGAUCCCCUGGCCGGUAGCCGCAGUCGCACCAGCCGCCACGGCAGCGAGAGGAGCAGGGUCGAGCUGGAUGAUAUCUUCAGCGCCUUCAAGACGUCGGAAGAGUUGCAGAUGCUCGACAGGCAGCCGCUGUAUGUCGAGAAGCUGCCAGCUGCCGACAUCCAGAACAGCUUGGAUCAGAUCUUCCCCAUGCCGCCCAAGGAUGACCCCGACACAAAGAAGCAGGUGCCGGCGCACCUCAUCGCGGAGCUUCCGCAGGCCUUCUCCUUACAGCCCCUGACAGAAGACUGCAACUUGGAUGCCCCAUCCAUCCCAUGUUCCUUGGAGAAGGCGGCGGCGAGGCCGCGCCACCUGGAGGCCACGUUGCCCCGCCACCUGGAGGCCGCGCUGCCGCGCCACCUGGAGGCUGCGUUGCCCGCGGAGGCUGCACAGGGCUCACACAGGAGGGGCCGCAGCUUGGAUGCUUCCAUACCGGCUGGCCCCGUGGUGCACUCGAACGAUCCUCCUGGCUGCGUUGCCCAGCCCCAUGGUACGCUCUUUGAAGGUCCUCCGUGCGAGCAGGAUCGUCUUUCGGCGGCAAGACGGGGCCGCAGCACGGAUGACUCGUCGCGCGAUGUGAGGCAGCGGUCCUGGCAUGUUGACUGUCAGCCGCAGCCAGUUCCACAGGAUCUUCUGCAGCUGCAGCCCAUGCGGGACAUUCCGCUGGUCCAGCAGGUGCAGGAGCUUCAGCUGCAACCACUGCAGACCAUCCCGCCUGCUGCCCCACAGCCGGAAGUGCAGGCCAAGAGCGACGUCGCCUACCAACGCUUCAUGCGGGACGGGGACAACUUGCUUGCCUGGGACAUGCCUGGGCAGGCUUAUCUCAAGUACUGCGAGGCCAACAGCCAACACGAUGGCCUAUGUGGUCACAACUCAGGUGAUGCCUAUCGAGGGAUGGCCCGGAGCCUUUCCGCGGGGGCAGGCUUUCCAGGCCUCGUCUCCGGCCUGCCAAACACCGCAGAGGAGCGCCUGGACCUGGGCAUGAACAUGUUGGAGUUGGCGGUGCAAGCAGGCUCCACCAAGCUUGGCGAUGCACGCAGCGACCCCAAGCUGGAGAAUCUGCGGAAGCUACGAUCGGCGCGCUUCAUGGCCUUAAUGGAGCAGGUCCCGGCGACGGGUUUGGAUGCCUUGGCGGUGGCAGCGUCUGCCGGCGUUGCGGCGAUGGCAGCGGCCGCAGGCAUCCAGCCUGUUGCGCUAGUGCCGGUGCCGUCCGUGCCCAUGGUGCCUUAUGCGCCGGAGCCGGCGCCCACAACCGUCUUCCUGGAUCCUUCUCAGGCUGCAAGCCUCGUCGAGGUGCCCCGGCCAGCGGGAGAGCUCGCUGCCAUCCGAGAGGUCCAGCCGGCCCAGCCGGUCCAGGCGGUCCAGGCGGUCCAGCCGGUGCAGCCGGUCCAGCAGCCACAGGAGGAGUCGCAGGACGAGGAGGACGAGGAUGACGAGGAUGAAGAGGAGGAAGACGAGGAAGCCGAUGGUGACGGGGAGGAUGAGGACGAGGGUGACGGCGAGGAAGACUCAGACGAGGAAGGCGAGAAGGUGGAGGAAGCUGACAGCGAGGAUGAGGCCUCCGACUCGGACGCCUCGGCCAAUGACGAGGGCGCCGCCUCCGAGAGUGACGCGGAGGGCCCCGGCUGGGCCGAGUCGCUGCGGAACCUCUUCGGCUGGUAG